AUGCGCUCAUCGGCUCUACUGGCUGGGAGCUGAGAAACGAGUGCUCUGCUCUGGAGGAGAGUGUUUGGGAACGCUGGCGACAUGUCGCUCCUAUUUUCUACACCAAAAGAGAAAAAAAGGUGGACCCAAGUGUCAGGAUCAGCUUUUCCUUCUUCCAGCUCUCCUCCUCCCUCCUGUUUUUAUUGCAGACUGUCUCGGUCUGUGCACUGACUUCUCUCAGUCAUUCAUUCACUCCUGCCCGCGCUGGCUGGCCGACUGAGCGUGCCGACAGCGGGACCGCUACCUGCUGCCUUUGGGAUUUAAGCUCACUAGAAGAACCUGCUGCCUAAUUUGCUGUUGCAGCGGUGAAAGGUGGACGCCCCAUUGAGUAUCCUGGAUAAAGUGGAUUAAAACUCUUUGAAAACCUUAGGAUGAGGAAGUUUCUUUCCUGACCUUAUCAAAACAAAAGGAGAACCAAGAUUGUUUUUCUUGACCCAGCUGAAAACUCAAUCAAACUUUACCUGACUUCCUCAGGUUUCUGUGUUUUCUUGAACAUCUGUAGCUGCGGACUGUCAGGUUGAGAGGGACCGUUCGCCUGGAUAACUUUUCCCCCCUCUGUGACACUUCCUCUGACCUGAUUUUGGCCCCAACGGGCUGGUAGGGUGGGAGGGGAAGGGGGCAGACCUUCUUGAAAUAUAAGGGCAUUGAACCAUAGAGCGGUGACAGAGGGGUUGGAAAAACAAGCCCACUCCUCGCUCCUGGGAGCAUGUGCUUCAUCGCAAGGCAUUCAGAUGCUUUCCAGCCGACCUCCUAAACAGCAGACAAACUUGCUCUGGUCUGGAUGUGAGGAUUGGAGGGAUUUAUUUGCUUGAACAUUUACCAAAGAAUCUAGUCCUUUGGAUACUAAGUUACAGGAGGAUCAUUGAAGCACAUCUGCAGGGAACUCGAAGGGCUACCACCUUUUUGAGAAAUACUUUUGAUCCACACUAAGGAUCUUGUUUUCGUUUGUAAAGCCUCGGGAAAAAAAGGGGUGUCGUAGGAGCAGACAUCCUGUGAUCUUGCUCACAAAGUCAGGGUCCCUCGGAGGAAAGGAAAGGCUCUUUAUGUGGAUUUAUUAUCGACCUGCUGUGGAAGGUUUCCGUUUGGAUAUCUGACAAUCCCCAACCCCCAAAUCCUAACACACUCAAACACACAUUUCCAGCUUUCAGAUUCAUGCAAAAAGCUCUUUAACACAAACAGCAAAGCACAUUAUCACCACCCACUAAAACCUACACACGUCUGCACUGUAAGUAUAUACCACCCUGUGAAACACACACACGUAGUUGCACAUUAAAUUCCCAUUAGUCUGUCUUCUAGCCGGCGGGGGUAGAGCAAUGGAGGUCAUUCGGACAGGUGGGGGGCUGUAGGAGUCCAGCAUCCCUGCUUCCCCCCUGUCUGUCCUUUCCCCCCCAAAUGGAUGUUAUCAUCAGUGAAAAAUGUGUCGCUCGCAAAUUGCUGAAAGCUUUCCGCUGCGAUUGUCUAACAGAAACAGUCACCGGGUCCCUGUGAUGGUGCACAGCUGGAACCACAGCUGAGACUGCCUGCAUUACACAUCGUUCUCUCUUUUUAAAGUGUUGUUUUCAUUACCUCCGACGUCUCCACCUCCCCACUCCACCGCCAUCAUUUUUCCCAACGGGUCCCUGGGCGGCCCUCGGCGGGCUCCUCGGUCCGUCGUCUCCUCCACCCUGGAGGGGAGGGGGUCGCUGGAGUGGAGCAUGAGCGGCUGCCACUAUCCCUCGCCGCCGGCGCCGGAGCGGGAGCGCAGGUACCAGCACAAAGUGUCGCUGGUGGUGCGUUACUUUAUGAUCCCCUGCAACAUCUGCCUGAUCCUGUUGGCCACGUCCACCCUGGGCUUCGCUGUGCUGCUGUUCCUCAAUAACUACAAACCAUCUCACUUCACUCCGGCCCAGCCUCCUGAUGGCUGCAGAGGAAAGCUGUGUGGCUUCGGGGCGGUGUGUGAGCGGGACCCGUCCGACCCAGCCAAGGGCGAGUGCGUUUGUAAGAAAUUCGAAUGUCCACUCAUGGUGGCUCCUGUUUGCGGCUCCGACACCUCCACCUACAGCAACGAGUGCGAGCUGGAGAAGGCUCAGUGCGAAAAACAGCGACGCAUCAAGGUGCAGCGCAAAGGACCCUGCUCUCUGAAGGACCCCUGCACGGAGGUGACAUGUAGCUACGGCAGCACGUGCGUCAAGUCGUCGGACGGCAUGUCGGCGAAGUGCAUGUGCCCCCUCAGCUGCGAAGGCAAGCCCCAGCAGGCGGUGUGCGGCAGCGACGGGAAGGACUACCGCAAUGAGUGUGAACUCCACCAGCACGCAUGCAAGACCCAGAAAAACAUACGAGUGCAGUUCCAAGGACCCUGCGAUCCUUGCAAAGACAGUCAGAACAGUCUAAACACUAUCUGUCGAGUGAAUGCCAUGACCCGCCAGCGUGAGAUCUACAAGUCACCAGAGUCCUGUUCUGAAGAUAAGGAGCCUCUGUGCGCAAGCGACGGCCAGACAUACUUCAGCGAGUGCGCCAUGAUAGCCACAGGCUUUCAGAAGGGCAUCAGCCUCAGGAAGAUCCAUUCUGGCCAAUGCAGAAAUCUGGAUGUGUGUCAAGAAGAUUGUCUAUUCAAUGCCGUGUGUGUGGUGGAAAAGUUCGGUGCCCGCUGCUCCUGUGAUCCCAUCGAAUGCGACGCCACCUACAAGCCACUGUGCGUCAAGGAUGGACGCACUUUCUCCAAUGACUGCCACCGACGCAAGGCGGAGUGCAUGGGCAAGAACCUCCUCCCCAUCAAGCACUACGGGCCCUGUGAUCUCAACUCACCCAGCCCCUGCUUGAUGAAGACAUGCGAACACGGGGCGGUGUGCGUCGUAAAGAACAACGAGCCGGUCUGCGAGUGCACCGAGGCCUGCCCCCAGAUCUCCGACCCGGUGUGCGGGUCCGAUGGCCAAACCUAUAGCAGCCCCUGUGAGAUGCGGGCGAUGGGUUGCACUCUGCAGAAGCAAAUCCGCAUCCAGCACAAAGGACCAUGCGAUGAAUCUUGCACCAACUGCUCCUUCGGGGCGAUCUGUGACGCCCAGAGCGGUCAGUGCGUGUGCCCAUCCGAGUGUGUCGAGUCCCACCAGCCCGUUUGCGGCAGCGACGGCCACACCUACGGCAGCGAGUGUGAGCUGAAUGUGCGCUCCUGCAAGGAGCAGAUGGAGCUGCGGGUGGUCAGCCAGGGAGAGUGCAAAACAUGCGGCAGCACCGUCUGUAGCUGGGGUGCCCGGUGUGUGGAGAAGAAGUGCGAGUGCCCGCAGUGCUCAGGCGAGGCCACCUCUCCGGUGUGCGGCAGUAACGGCAUCACCUACGACAACGAGUGCGAGCUCCACAGGUCGUCCUGCACGCAGAAGAUGAAAAUUGAUGUGGCGAAGCCCGGCAGCUGCGAGGAAGAAUGUGGCUCUGGAGCAUCUGGGUCGGGCGUGGAGAGCUGCGAACAGGAGCGCUGUGCCAUGCAUGGUGGCCAAUGGAACGACGAUGAAGAGGAUGAACGCUGUAUCUGCAACUUCAGCUGUGAAAGUGUGCCACACAACGAGGUGUGCGGCUCUGAUGGAAAAACCUACAGGAACGAGUGCGAACUAAAGAACACCAGAUGUUUGGAGAAGAGGCAGUUGUUGAUUCAGAGUCAGGGACCCUGUGCAGAGAAUCCUCCCGCACCUCCGACUGAGCUGACAGCGCCGCAGCACUGCAGCCUCUCUCCGUACGGCUGCUGCUCCGACAACGCCACCGCCGCUUUAGGGGUCGGGCAGGCUGGAUGUCCCAGUACGUGUCAGUGUAACGUCCACGGCUCCUACAAGGGCACCUGCGACCCGACCAGCGGGCAGUGCUCCUGUAAGCCGGGCGCCGGCGGGCAGAAAUGUGACCGCUGCGAGCCGGGCUUCUGGAACUUCCGCGCCAUCGUCACCGAAGGCAUGAGCGGCUGCACACCGUGCAGCUGCGAUCCCACAGGCUCGGUCCGGGAUGAUUGCGAGCAGAUGUCGGGACUGUGCUCUUGCAAGACGGGGGUGAAGGGCUUGAAGUGCAACGUGUGCCCAGAUGGGAGGAAGAUCGGCAUGAACGGCUGCGACAACGGUCCAGACGCCCCAAAGUCGUGUGAAGAACUGGUUUGCAGCUUCGGUGCAACCUGCAUCGAGGAAAACGGCCAGGCCCAUUGUCAGUGCCCUCCUCCUGAUUGUGACUUAAGAAACAAAACAAAGGUGUGCGGCUCAGAUGGGGUGACCUACGCCGACCAGUGCCAACUGAGGACCAUAGCCUGCAGGCAGGACAAGGACAUUACGUUGCAACACUUUGGACAGUGCACAGAAACCAUCUCUGAACCGGCAGACCGACCCACCCCCAACCCUCCCUCCACCACCACCGCGGCAGCCACCACCACCCCCGCCCCCUUCAACCCUGACAUGGUGUUUGCCAUCCCGCCUCCAAUGACGGCCCAGCCGGGGCCCACCGAGCAGCCCGUGACCAACGCCGUACUUUCCACCUCCACCAUCAGCCGUGCACGAUCCAACCACCGUCAGCCCAUCCUCACCGCCGCCAUCACCGCCACUCUCAGCAGUCCUGCCCCCUCCACCUCCGCACUGACCCCUCUCGAGGGCUCAGGCAGCGGCGAACCGAGCGGCGACGAAGACGAAGAGGAUUUGCGGGAUGACGAUAUUGGUAGCGGCAUCCAAUCAGAAGCCAGCGGGGCAGACGAGACUGGCGGUCCGACAGCGGCAGGUUCUGCUGGUCCCAAUUCUGAGGAUAAGUCCUCCUGUGACACCACAGAGUUCGGCUGCUGUCCCGACGGCAAGACCCCGUCCAGCACCCCAGAGGGCACCAACUGCCCCCCCCUUUAUGCCACAGCCAGCUUUUGGGAUGAUUCUGGAUCUGCUACCAUGAGGUUCUCGGGUUUACUGCACCUGGAGCAGGUGGAUAACCUGGUCUACACCCCUGAGAUGCAGGAUCCAAAGUCUGAGCUGUUUGGAGAGACGGCCCGCAGCAUAGAGAGCGCUCUCAAUGAAAUGUUCAGGAAGUCACAGGUGCACAAAGAAUUCAUGGGAGUUCGAGUCCGUCAGCUGGCACAAAACGACUCCAUCCUGGCCUACGUGGAGGUCCAUUUCAGGCCAGAUACGAGAUACAACGUGAAGGACAUCAAGGGAGCGCUGCUGAAACAGUUAAAGGCUUCCAAAGACACCAGCCUCUCUGUGAAGAAGCCCACGGCAGAGAAUAUUCACUUCACUAAUUAUGGUUUAUCCACCAUCCCAUUGUUUACCACCACCACCACCACCACAGCUGCAGUCACCACCGCCGCCCCCAUCACCACAUCCAGAGCUCCUGCUACAUCCCCCUACUUCACACGCCGCCCAGAAGGAAUCACCCGCAGGUUCCCCGGCGGCAGGCGUACCACCACCACAGCGCCGCCGGUCAUCAGAACCUCCACUACCACCUCAGCACAUCACCCCACAACCACUCAGCCGCCCGCCAACACCACACCAAGAAAGGGGACUACACCCAAGACCCUAAAGCCCUGCGACUCCCACCCGUGUCUCCAUGGUGGCACCUGCGAGGACGACGGCGACGAAUUCCGCUGCCAGUGCCUCGCUGGACGAGGAGGGGCGGUGUGUGAGAAAGUGAUCAAGUACUUCAUCCCGUCGUUUGGAGGCCAGUCCUACUUGGCCUUCCCGACGAUGAGCGCAUACCACACGGCCCGGAUCGCCAUGGAGUUCAGAGCGUCCGAAAUGAACGGCCUGCUGCUCUACAACGGCCAGAUGAGGAAGAAGGACUUCAUCUCUCUGGCUCUGGUCAACGGCAGAGUGGAGCUCAAGUUUAACACUGGAUCGGGAACAGGCACCGUGAUCAGCAAGGUUCAGAUCACCCCGGGACGCUGGCAUCAGCUGGUGGUGACGCGCAGCCGGCGAAGCGGCAUGCUCAGCGUCGACGGUGAGCCGCACGUCCAGGGUGAGAGUCCUCCCGGUACUGAUGGGCUCAACCUCGACACCCAACUGUUCAUUGGAGGGGUGACGGACGACCUGAAGCAAGAUGUUAAGGAAAGGACCGGGGUCACCUCAGGUCUGGUUGGCUGCAUCCGCAUGCUGGACGUCAACAACCGGAUGCUCAACAUUCAGGAGAGCAACGGCGACAGCCUCUUUGGCGCCGGAGUGGGUGAAUGUGGUAACAACCCCUGCCAGCCGAACCCCUGCAAGAACGGAGCCGAGUGCCAGGUCAAAGAGGCUGAGAUGUUCCACUGCAAGUGCAGCAAUGGAUUCUGGGGUCCAACGUGUGCUGACGUCCAUGACCCCUGCAAAGACAGCAAGUGCCACAGUUCCUCCAAGUGCAAGGCGCUCCCAGCGGGAGGCUAUAAAUGCGAGUGUCCCAUGGGACGUGAGGGAAAGCACUGUGACAAAGCGACUGAGACGAGAGGGGCUUACAUGCCUCUGUUCAACGGAGACUCCUACCUAGAGCUGAAGGGGCUUCAUCUCUACGGGCACAGUCUACGUCAAAAAUUCAGCAUGACGUUGGUUCUUAUGGCCAAUGACUCCAAUGGUCUGAUCUUCUACAACGGGCAGAAGUCUGACGGAAAUGGGGACUUCAUCUCUCUGUCCCUGAAACAAGGCUUCCUGGAGUUUCGCUACGAUCUGGGAAAGGGACCUGCUGUUAUCAGGAGUAGGACCCCGAUGAAGCUGAAGGUGUGGAACACCAUUGACCUGGAGCGCUCCGUCCGCAAAGGAGAGCUCAUGGUGAACAAGAAGGACCCGGUUCGAGGAGAGUCACCAAAAUCACGCAAGAACAAGCACACUGAACUCAACCUGAAAGAGUCUCUCUUUGUUGGCGGAGCUCCCGAUUACAGCAAGCUAGCGAGAGCUGCUGCGCUCGAGCAGGGAUUCAAGGGAACCAUCCAAAAGAUUAUGCUGAUGAGCACCCCCAUCCUCAGGGAGGAGAACGCCCUGAACUCCAGCAACGUAGCCAUGUUCCGUGACCACCCGUGUUUCCGGGAGCCAUGUCAGAACGGCGGCCGCUGCAAUCCUCAGCUGGGCGGCUACGAGUGCUCUUGCCAAACCGGUUUCUCAGGGGACAGCUGUCAAAACACCAUCCACGAGAAGUCCGCCGGAGAGACCGAGGCCAUCGCCUUCGACGGGCGGACGUUCAUCGAGUAUCACAACGCCGUCACCAGGAGCCAACUGACCAAUGAGAUCCCAGAUGAAAAGGCUCUGCUGGUGAACAAAUUCGAGCUGAGCAUCCGCACCGAGGCCACUCAGGGCUUACUGCUCUGGAGCGGGAAGGGUGUGGAGCGUUCCGACUACAUCGCGCUGGCCAUCGUGGAUGGGCACGUCCAGAUGACGUACGACCUGGGAUCUAAGCCCGUGGUGCUGCACUCUUCUGUGCGUGUCGACACCAACCGCUGGAUACGCAUCAAAGCCAGCAGGGCGCUUCGGGACGGCUCUCUGCAGGUUGGAAACGAGGCGGCGGUAACAGGGUCAUCUCCCUUACGAGCAACGCAGCUGGACACAGAUGGAGCCUUAUGGUUAGGUGGUCUGGAGGAGCUGGCCGUAGCCCGCCGCCUGCCCAAGGCCUACAGCACCGGCUUCGUCGGCUGCAUCAAGGACGUGGUGGUGGACGGCGUGGAGGUCCACCUGGUGGAGGACGCCUUAAACAGCCCGAAAAUAUUACACUGUUCCGCUGCCAAAUAACCAGGAAGACAGAAAGCACUGCGAGACCGGAGAAUAAAAACAUAAAACAAAACAAGAAACCCUCCCCCCCAACCCCCCCCGUAACGCCCAUGUCUCCUGCUGUAAUUAUUUUCUAUUUUUGUAUACUUUUCAUCGCUUUUUAUAUGGGGAAAUAAUGAAUACGUUGUUUUUAAUUUUUGUUUGAAUCAUUUUUUUUUUUGCCAUUUUCUUCUGCUCCACUCCUCCAUCACACUUUGUAUUGUCCUUUUUUUUUGUUCUUCUUAAAAAAAGCUAUUUACUUUGUAUUGAUUUUGUUGUUACCUUAAGAAAAACAUCACCUUUUUUUUUAUCACUCAUUACUUGAAUGCCGUGGACCUUGCUUCUAAUCUCUGAUUGUUGCCUCGUCUUGGUGCCAUAUCAACCAACCACAUUCCCCCCAGACAUGGCCCAUACAUCCUGAUCAUACAGACAUACAUUCCCGUUUCUCAGCCGGAGCGCCGUACUGGCGUCCAGCUGGCAUAGAGUCUAUCCGGAUCCCUCUGUAUUAUUCAAUCCACUCUAUUUUCCUAAUGAAAUAUCAGCCAAGCUGCUACAGUGACUAAGUGCACCGUCAAGCCACUCGAUCAACUCCCAUGUAACAGCUUCAAGAAAAGAAAGGAAAGAAAAUAGACGCUUUCCAGUCGACCCAUCAGAGCCUUUAGUUUUGAAAUAUGACUAACACCGCAGCCCCGACGUGAUGGAGAGAGCUCUGCGCCACACAAUGACUCUCACAUUAUUAAUCAUGAAUCAUAGAUACUCAUAAAUGUUAUAAAAAUAGACUAUAUAUAAAUAAUACCUAAGACUGUGAAUAUGUAAGAUGGGUUCUCUUCCGAGACUUGUGCUUUUCAUGUACUGUUGUGCGUUCCGUUCUACAAUCAGCAGAUGAACUAAUGCUCACCACUAUAAAUGCAUGCACUUCUGCAGUGUUGGUUAGAAUCUGGGUUUUUCCCUUUUUUUUUUUUUGGUUUGUUUAUUUACAUUCUGUUUAAAAAGAAAGGAAAAUAAUCUAAUUUGAGAAAUGAGUCUUUUUUUUUUUUUUUUUUUGUUUCUCUUAUUAUUUGCUGAUGAGUUUAGCAGAACGUAAAGGAUUGGGAAUUAUGCUUUAAGGAGGCGUUUUUGCCAUUUUGAUCUUUGGUGUUCUGGGUUUUUUUUUUUGUGGGUGUUCUGGAAGUUAGUUUUGCAGGAACUCGAUGAGGUUGUUACCGCGUCUGACCUAAAGGAGGCGUUGAAAGCAAAGGCUGAAGAAAAAAGGACAGACAGACAGAGAGAGAAAGGAGGGAAGCAAGAGGAGAUCUCCUGGGAAUGUCCUGUAUAUCCUGAAAACUAUAAUCAGCUCUCAUGACUAAAGACACAAAAUAAACCCUUCCCCUAAGUCUG
Molecule: messenger RNA, 9098 nt
Organism: Cyprinodon tularosa
Lineage: Eukaryota; Metazoa; Chordata; Actinopteri; Cyprinodontiformes; Cyprinodontidae
Gene: agrn
Product: agrin
Exons: 38
Coding region: 1734-7703 (1989 amino acids)
Biological process (GO): multicellular organism development; G protein-coupled acetylcholine receptor signaling pathway; cell differentiation
Molecular function (GO): laminin binding; calcium ion binding
Source: RefSeq, a predicted model, not a curated record